Galleria mellonella (greater wax moth) is the source of this 3722-nucleotide messenger RNA. RefSeq lists its product as uncharacterized. Gene Ontology annotation, cellular component: lysosomal membrane. The record is from RefSeq and is a predicted model, not a curated record. The coding region runs from base 261 to 713 and encodes 150 amino acids. The transcript has 5 exons. NCBI's taxonomy places the organism in Eukaryota, Metazoa, Arthropoda, Insecta, Lepidoptera, Pyralidae.
AAUAAAAUUAAGGCAAAAAAUAUAACCCUAAAACAUAUUUAAAAAAAAAAUAACAAAAUAAACUUUUCUGUCUUUGUCAAAAAAACCUUAUCGCCCACUUCUCGUCACUUUCAUCUGAUUUUUAACAAAACUAAAGUAAAAAUGAAUAUACUUUUUAUCUGUAGUUAUUACCUUUCAUGACAUUUAUUUGUAGUAAAUCACUAAUCAUUGGUAUUUUAUUUAUAAUAAUCCUUUCCGGAUAAUAUUGUGGCGUAAACAAAAUGUUAAAAAUUUUUAUUUUGUUACUUCAUUUUACCUAUGUUUCGAAUCAAUCAUAUGAGGACAGACGGUGUCGAUGUGUCUGCCCCAGCCCGGCCGCCGUACUCAAUAGGACUUUGAACAGAGGCAGAAAACUCUUCAUUGCCAACGUCCAUCCAAGUAAAUGUAAUUGUGAUGGAGUCAUCCUACCGAGAGUCGGAGACGACGUGAAAGGCCACGAACAGGAGUUCUGCCCCCGUUGCGAGUGCAAAUACGAAACUAGGAAUACCACAAUCAUUAUGGUUGUUGUAAUAAUUGUGGUAUGGAUACAAGUGCUUCUGACGGUCUAUAUGGUGUUUUUGAAAUGCCUGGACCCAUUUAUAAAAAAAGGGAAAGCCAAGUACUAUAAGGAACACUCAGUUCUUUCAGAUGAGACAUGCAAGUUACUAAUUAAUAGUGACGGUGCAGAAGAUUAAAGAAAUAUUUUUGUAUAUAUAUAUUCAAGAUAGUCAAGGAGAGAUUUCCUCUUCACGAGUUGAUACGUUGUACUGCGCACCAAUAUGGGAUUGAAAAUUAUUAGCAUUAGUUAGAGAUGCACUCUUCACCGAUGUGCUUCAGAGGUUAUAUUUUGUAUUGUUGCCUUUUUCUAAUAUAUAUAAAAUUGUUUUAGAUAUUAUAAGUGUUUAUAUAUGUAUUAGUUAAUAUUGAAGUACUGAAUACUCAAAAAUAAUUCUAGUUAAGCGAAACAAGACUUUGAUACUGAUACACCUAUGGUUGUGAUUAGCCUUGUUCACGUUAAGCUGUGAGUAUUUGUGCUAAAUACAUUAACUUAUUUACUGAUUACUUCUCAUUAACACAUAUAAGAUGAAAUGGAAAUCGUUAAACUGAACAUCUACUCAAGUUAUGGAAUAUGGGACAGAUAUUUCGUGAUUUAAAACUUCAAUACAAAAAUAGUGACUCUCGUACUAACUCAACAGUUGAACUCGCUGUGUUAGUAUGGAGACUCGAAAGGAAAAGGGUUCUUUUUAUACAAGAAUAGCAACGCCCCACCUGGUGCUGUACACGGUAAAAACCCAUGCUGUAAACAGCACAAUAUCCUCUUAAUAGCUGAAGAAUGAAGUUGACGGAAUUGUUAGGUUUUACCAACUCUAAGAUGGAGUGCAUUUCCAAUUCAUCCAUAAUUUUAGUUCGUAUAAUGUAUGGAUGUAAAAAUUUAUUAUUCCUUACUUUUUUGCAGUACAUUACUUUAAACAUUAUCCUCCUUAUUUCCAAAAACGUCAAACUUAUUUAAACUAUUGCUGUUAUGUCAUUAUAUUUUGCGUUAAAUUCCCAAUCAGAAAGAAUGUGACAUAAUAUUAAAUCACAUUCAAUUUAAUCAACUUCCAAAAGAAGGGGUUCUCAAUUGGGUUGUAUGUUUUGUUCGUUACCUCAUGACUCCGUCAGUUAUAAACCUUAGAAAUUUCAUCAAAAUCGACUUAGUAGUUUAGUUUUUGGAUAAAAUCAAAAAAUUUUGCCACAAUCGCAGACACUAGUCGGUAUUUUUUUUAACUACUGAUCCAAUUUUAACAAUUUUUUUAUAAGACCAAAUUAAAAGUCUACGUACAUGCACAAUGGGGAUUUUAUAAAGUUAGUUGUAAUUUUCAACAAAUAUUUCAACUUCAUCCGGAAAUCUUCAGAGGGCGUACGACGCUUUGCGUCACAGUUUCUCACCUCGCACUGCGGGCUGCAGUUCGCAAAGCCUUUGAAGACGUCUCCGCUAUCAACAACUAUCCACUAUCUCUGCCCACACCGACGUCUUCGCGGGUUUUGCAAGCAGCAGCUCGCAGUCAAAACAAUUGGAAAAGGCAAACACAGUAAGUUUAUAAAGUUCUCAUUAUACAUGCGUGUAGAUAGUAUAUUAUUUCAGAUAAAAAAACUCGAGUAAUUUUCCGGACCAGCUUAUAAAUGACGUAGUUACGGGCUAACAGACGCAAAGAAAAAUAUAACGAAAUUGAGAGCUUCCUUUUUUUAAGUUGAAAUCACUGUAUUCAUAAAAAAUAAACCCCUUAUUCAUAAAAACUAAAACCUUAUUGAUCCGUAUUUAGUAUUAGAAUGUUUUUCACUUUUUGUCAUAUUGAGAAUUUGGCACAAAAGAAAGAGACGACAUUUCAAUAGCUAGAAUAUGUUUCUAAAAAGUUUAAAGGUUUUAUGAAUAAAUAAAUAUCCCUGAGGUCAUAAAAUGUACCCUUUUCCUAUAGACUGAUAAGCGAUUUUAUGUUAAGUUAAACUGAUAUAGAGUAAUACUAAGAAUGUGGCCAACACUAUUUUCUUAUUGUCUCUAUUAAGGGGAAGACGCGCUUUGUUUAUGUGUUCUUUACAGAUAACACUAAAUACACAAAUAUACAUGUUUUCGUUUUUAUAUAUAUGGGUGUAAAUAUGUUUUAGUUUUUAUGAAAAAUGAUGUAGGAGACUCAUAAAGAUGAUGAUUGUCUUUUACACGCAAUAGUUUCUCCACAUAUUCCUAACGGCGUCUUGUCGAUACUUUUUAAACAUUUUAUUAUUUAUUAAUCGUAUAAGGUCUAUAGUGAGAAUGUACCAGUUUACUUUUCUAGUAACAUAGAUAUAUAGAUAGAUAUAAGUAUCUAAUUUAUACAUAAGUUAUAUCUACAUCUCUGACUACUGUACUAAGAAAUGUAGUCGUGAGAAUGAUUAUUUUUUAUAUCCAAAGAUGCUCCUUUUGUCUAAUUAAUUUUAGAAUUAUAUCUUUUGUACAUGAUAUAGAAAUCCCUAUACUAGCUGCUGGACUAAUAAUGUUAGAUUGAUCUAUCUGGACUAUUUUUUAAUAUUUAAGUUUAUAGAAGUAAAAUACACUCUUAAUUUUUUUUUUAUUUGUAAAAGUACAGGUUUUGUAGUAAGAUUGAGCUCUAUAUGCUACAUUGAAGCAAUAUUAGAAUGCCCUUUUGUUUUUGUUUUACUUUUUUAUUAUUUUUAGUUUUUGGAAGAUCAAUAGGUUGAGGUUUUGUUUUUUGUUGUAAAGGUAUAGUUUUCGUAGUAAGAUUAAGCACCAUAUGUUACAUUAUACAAUAUUGGAUUACUCUAUUGUUAAUUUUCGACUUUUUUUUAUUAUUUAAGUUUAUAGAAGUGGAAUACAUCCUUAAUUAUUGUUUUUGUUGUAAAGGUACAGGUUUUGUAGUAAGUUUAAGCACUAUAUGCUAUAUUGAAACAAUAUUAGAAUGCCCAUUAUUAUUUUUUUACUUUUUUAUUAUUUUAAUUUAUGGAAGUUCAAUAGACCCUUAGGUUUUGUUUUUUGUUGUAAAGGUACAGGUUUUGUAGUAAGUUUAAGCACUAUAUGCUACAUUGAAACAAUAUUAGAAUGCCCUUUUUUAUUAUUUUACUUUUUUAUUAUUUUAAUUUAUGGAAGUUCAAUAGACCCUUAGGUUUUGUUUUUUGUUGUAAAGGUACAGGUUUUGUAGUAAGUUUAAGCACUAUAUGCUACAUUGAAGCAA